Brassica rapa (field mustard) is the source of this 5367-nucleotide messenger RNA. RefSeq names its product root meristem growth factor 4-like. Lineage: Eukaryota; Viridiplantae; Streptophyta; Magnoliopsida; Brassicales; Brassicaceae. The record is from RefSeq and is a predicted model, not a curated record.
UUAGAAAGAUUUUGCUAGAUUUUUUCUCAAUAUUUGGUUAUAACUAAAAAUAAAAUUCAAAUUUACAGUUAAAAUUGAUUUAUUAUUAGUAUCUUUAUAUAUUUAAUAAAUUAAUAUAAAUAAUUAAAUAAAUGUAAUUAAUAAAAUAGACCUAAUAAGGCUAGUAUGACUUUUUAUGGUAUAUAAAAAUGGUACUUCUCUUUUAAUAGAGAAUAUAUGUUCCUUGAAAUAUACUUCAAUCUUAUCUCUUAUCUCUCUAACCCUAUAAAAUAUGAGGGUUGAUAUUUAUCUUUUUUUCUAACUUAGCUUUCAAAUUAAAAAUGCAGAAGAAAAGAAAAAAGAUACAAGCCAUAAGCCAGUGUUUGAUAUUUAUCUUGCCCUUUGGUUUUGUAUAGCACACAAAGGAAAAAAUCCGUGUGCCGGAUUAUUAGCUCCGAGGUACAACAUCUAUAUAUAUAAUAAUUACGUUGUUGUGUCUGAAGUCUGAACUCUGGACUCUGGAUACUGAAGAUUCUCAAUGAUCCAUCUUUUGUCUGUAUCAUAUAUUUUAACAAGGGAGCUCUAAAUCGAACGUCAUAAGUUCUUUAAAUAUGUGUAAGAAACAUUUACAAUAUAUACAAAAUAAGUGGAAAUCGAUGUCAAAAAGGUUAGAUAUAAGUUUGAGGUUAGUUUCUUUUGACGGAUUGUUAAUGGAAAAAAAAAACAGACGGAUUUCUUUUGGCUAGGGCUGGGCAAAUAAACCGAACCCGAAAAUCUGACCGAACUCGAUCCGAUAAAAAUGAAUCCGAACCGAUUCGAACCCGACAUAAAUACCGAAUGGGUCUUGUUUUAUGGUAUUUCUGGUUAUGGGUAUUAUCCGAACCGAACCCGAAAUUAAAUGGAUAUCCGAUAGAAUCCGAAACAUUCAAAAUGCAAAAAAAGAACUUGUACCAAACAUGAUCUCAAUUUCUGAUAUGUAGCUAAAAUACACUAAGAUAUUAUUAAACAUCUACAAUAACUAUCUACUACAUGAAGGUUGAUGGUUGAAAGUGGCGGUUGAGGCUUGAAAUGUUUAGAUUUUGGUUUUAUUUUUAUUGAAUAAUUUUAUUUUAUUUUAUGAGAACUUAAUUUUUCGUUUUAUGAUUUCAUUUAUUGGUUUUCUUUCUAUCAAUAACAACGUAUACCUUUCGUUGACUUUGAAUGAUCAUGUUUGAUGUUUUUUUCUUAUUUCUGAAUCGAUUUUACGUAUGUUUUGGUUACAAAAUAGGUACAAAUCAAGUACUUUAAAUCCGAAGAACCGAUUUUACUUGUUACAAAAUAUGUAUAAAUCAAGUACUUUAAAACCGAAGAACCGGUUGGAACCCAAAACCCGAAAGUAUACCGGGUUGUACCGGUUCUUUGAAUAUUUACUAACUUCGAUCCGAACCCGAUAAAACCCGAACCGGUCCCGAACCGAAUUUUUAUGUAAUCCGAAUAGGGCUGAUUUUGAUAAACCCGAAAACUGAGACCCGAUUUGACAAAACCGAAACCCGGUUGAGAUCCUGAAUGCCGAGGCCUACUUUUGGCCAACCGAUCAUUACUGAAACUUGAAUGAAAGGGUUCGAGUUAUGUUUCAAAUUUAUUGGCGAAACUUUAACCUAUUACCUAUUACUUACCCCAAAAAAAAAACUUUAACCUAUGACACCAUCAACUGAUUUCUCUUUUUAUAUGUAUCUUUGAAGGGCUAGCAUAAUGUAUAUAGUAUAUUAUAAUACAGAUGCACCUAGAAGUACUAAUAUUCUUUUUGUUAUUACUAGACGACAGAAACCUUGGCCUUUUGACUCGGGUCUUUACUCCCGUGAGACCAAAUAAAAAAAAAAAAUCAGAACUGUAACUAAUCGUAUUGAGCUCACUUCCCUCAUAUGUAGGUAUCUCUUCUUCAUUAACAACAACUAGAGAGAAGAGAGAGAGAAAAAUAUUUUGGAAGCAUAUAUCUUUGAUAAUCAUGAUGAGAUUCACAAUCAUAGCAGUAGCUUUCCUUAUUAUCAUUCAUGCCCUAAAAGACGACCAUAUCCUAGUCUAUGCUCAUGAAGGCGGAGAUGCUGGUCAUAAAAGUCUUGACUAUCGUGGAGAUAAAGAUUCCCACGACUUCACCAGCACUGGAGCACCGAGGAAACUAAGGCCCGGGAGAACAAUGAGAACCACAGUGGUAAUAGCCGAGAAGGAGAAAGUAAGGGCGACGAAUAAUCAUGAUUUGAGUAUAAAGAUUUCAUCAGGUGCAUCAAAGCAAUUGAAGGUGGAGCGAAAAUUAGGGUUUCAUAAGAGAAGAGAACAUAAGAAGACCAAUAUAUUGGCAGAUCUUGGCACCACUAAGGUUGGUCUUGUAAAACCUUCUUUAAGAUAUUUACAUGUCGAUGAUCUCACCAACGGUAAUAGCCUACAAAAAGGUGAACUAUUUUCUUCAGCCAAGGAUAUGAAGAAACUUGCUCGACUGUUACGCAGUGAUUAUCCGAUCCAUAGUAAGCCUCGAGGAAAGCCUCCUGUCCAUAACCGAGCUCCCGACAAGAUUUAAGUGAUUGUUGAUCGGUCGAGAAGAAUUUGAGUUAUAAUUAGAAGUAUGAUGAUCAAUUUUGUUAGAAAGGUACGUAGUUAACUAUGUUGGUCCCAGUUUUGUUUCUGUGUAUAGGGACUUAUGUAAUACAGUAACAAUAUAGCAAGCUAGGAUUGAGGAGCGCUAUCUUUUGUUUCUUGUUUUGAAAUAAAUUUGUGUACUUUAGGCUUUUUAAUAUCAAAGUUCUUACAGGGAGAAAGUACAUGAUUCAAAAAAGAUAAGAGUCAUAGAGAGUAUUUACACACGAAGGUAGUUGGGAUAAUUUAGUCAAUUCAAAAAGUAAAAACUGUUAAAUAAACAAUAUCAAUUAAAAGUAAAAAGGAAACUGUGUAUAGGGACUUAUGUAAUACAGUAACAAUAUAGCAAGCUAGGAUUGAGGAGCGCUAUCUUUUGUUUCUUGUUUUUGAAAUAAAUUUGUGUACUUUAGGCUUUUUAAUAUCAAAGUUCUUACAGGGAGAAAGUACAUGAUUCAAAAAAGAUAAGAGUCAUAGAGAGUAUUUACACACGAAGAUAGUUGGGAUUAUUAUUUAAUUUAGUCAAUUCAAAAAGUAAAAACUGUUAAAUAAACAAUAUCAAUUAAAAGUAAAAAGGAAACGCCCACCGUGGGGCUCGAACCCACGACCACAAGGUUAAGAGCCUUGCGCUCUACCAACUGAGCUAGACGGGCAUUUGAUAGUAUUUCAAAAUUAGUAUAUAUAAUGUUAACAUAUUAAAAACUAAUUUAACUUUUCAUUGGCAGAUAAGAACGAAAUCUGAACAUAUUUCAUGUCUUUGUAACAGUUUUACGGUUACAUUUUCGUUAAUGUGACUUUUCUACUAACGUUAACUUAGUCGCCUUAGAGUUCUUUGACCACAAGCAAAAGAAAUAAUAUAUACUUCGAAGCAAUUAUUUUUCAGAAACUGGAUGGGCAGCACCAUUAAGUUCCUUUGGAGCUGUCCCGCAACCUUCAAGAUCGAGAUUUAAAUGUUCUUGUUGGGUUACUGGUGCCGGCUUGUCCUUGCUUUUCCCCCAUAAAAGUAUAUAAAGUCCCACGAUGAUGACCGUUGAUCCUAUCACACUUUUUGUCAUGCCACAUAUCCGUUUCAUUUGUCAGAAAUAAUUUGUAACCAAAAUAAAAUAACUGAUUCAUGAAUAUCUGUUAGGCGAGAGAAAAUCAUAUAAAACAUUUCUCAGUCUCCAUAUUAAAGGUCUUGAUAAGUUUCCAAUAAUAUUCUCCAAAGUUAAUAAUGUUUCAACUUAUGUUAUGCAGUACGAUUUAUGCAUCAAUUUAGUUUAACUCCAGUACACUGCAUUCAAAGGAUACUUCAGGCAGAUGAAAGGGUCUCUUUACUUUUUAGUGUAGGCAUAUUCUAUGCAAGUCAAUGAAUCCAUUUAAAUAUGUAUUACGCAACACUGUAUUUAUAUAUGAUGCGUUUGAACCAAUGCAAUUUUAAAAUCGUUUGUUUGUACGUACGUUGAAAUUAAAUUAUUAAAUCCAUAAAUCAUAAAAUAACAUCAUUAAAUAUAUAUAUAAAUAAAGUAGAAAGAAAAUCGUAGGUUACCUUCCGCAGUAAAUUUGCUCAUGAAGAAAAGAGAAGCUGAAAAAGGCAGCAAAGACUUGAAUCAAAGGGAUGAAACUCGACGUGAAAACUGGACCUCUUUGCUGGAGACACCACGACACUCCAACGUAGCACAAUCCUGAUCCCACUAUACCCUAUACAUGUACCGAUCAUAGUUGGGAAAUAUAUAAGCAUAUAUUUUACUUUAGAAAGAUUUCAUAAAAUCACAAUUUCUAGUAAUUUUUUACAAGUAAAAUUUGAUACCAAAUGUCAAAUGCAAACAAAAAUUCAUUUUGAUUUCGCCUCCUUUGCAACUUGUAUAAUAUUUUUAAUAGAUAGAAUUUCUAGGUGCAUAUAGUCCGCACAUUUCCUUUGUAGAUUAAAAGAUCAUUCACAACGGAAUUUGAUGAGUUUUAACCAAUAUACCAAAUCGUCACUGGUAAUCUUGAUUACAUGUAAAAGCAUUAAGCUUAAGGCACAUAAUGAAUCAGACAGAAUAGAUUUGGUAGGCAAAGUAUAUAGUAAAUGUGAUUUUGCUUACCGAAUAAAGUAGAGACAAAACUUGGAACCUCUCUUUAAGGACCCACAUGGAUAUGCUUCUCUCCGAGAUCAAACUCAGCAAAGCGGAUUGGAUCACACCAAAAAAAGAGAGUAUCGUGGUGCUCGUGUAUUUGCACGGAUAAGUUUGGCAUAUUUUUCCUUGAACGAUGAACCAUAAUGACCAUAUUAAGAUUGAUAUGAUCAGCAUGACCGAGCCCACUGCCCACUUUUGAGUUACUGAAGUAGUUGAACCAUUUGACGUUUGUGUAUGCAUUUGAGCGUUUUGUCGAGUUAAUGCGGGUCCUUUAUACAGUGUAAGCACCAAAGCUCCACAAACGCAAAUCAUUGUGCCCAACACUUUGGCUCUUCCUAUGUUGCUCUUGAUGUUCAACGUCUCUUGCCUAAUCAUUCAUCAUUUGGUUAUAUUGUAUAAUAAUUAAUAAAUAGUUAGAGAAUAGAAGAAGCCAAAUAGUGUAGAACUGUGUUUUGAUCGAUUUUCGUUACCUAAAAACGAGAGCCAAAGCAAAAGUGACUGAAGGAACCAUGUUGCUAAACGCUAAGGCGAAAGUAGAAGAUGUAUUAUGUAGUCCAACAAGAAAGAAGUAUUGCACCAAACUUGUCCUGCCAAUUUGUAAAUGAUAAAAAAAUUUAGACAAUCUUUUAUAAGCCGUUAUUGCUGAAAGUAUAUCAAGAGAAUCUUACCCGAGAAGAGCGCUAAA